Messenger RNA from Gadus morhua (Atlantic cod), 4193 nucleotides. RefSeq names its product zinc finger TRAF-type containing 1 (gene zftraf1). Gene Ontology annotation, molecular function: zinc ion binding. Lineage: Eukaryota; Metazoa; Chordata; Actinopteri; Gadiformes; Gadidae. Bases 978 to 2156 code for a protein of 392 amino acids. Gene Ontology annotation, cellular component: nucleus. The record is from RefSeq and is a predicted model, not a curated record. The transcript has 6 exons.
GCGUGUUAACAACGGGGAAGUCUCAGAAGUCCUCUUGUUCUGGCAAUAAUAAUAGUAGGUAACGCCCAUAUUCUCUUCAUUUUGUCGCAUAUGUUUUUCUGGUAACCUUUCAAGUCCUGCCACCACCUGCAGGUGUUCACUACGCAUGCGCCCUAUAGAAGUAUUUAAAUAACCCAAGUCAUCUGAUACAACAAAACAUUCUACUGUCAGCCAAUCCACGACUGCAUCGAAAGCUGGCACUGGAGGAGCCCCUGUUUUUGGCCAAAUAUUGCCACUUUGUGAUACUGGGAGUCGAAUUCGCCUAGUUCCUGACCGCACCUAAUUACGCCAUUGAUUGAGAGUCGUAGAGGUUAAGAAGACUGAAGUCGACCAGACGGACAGGAAAAAAAUAAAACAAAGAUGGCUGUGUAGCCAAAGAGACGAGACCCAACCGAGUGUCCGUCCGCAGCCCCACAACACCGACACGUCUAGGGUCCAUUGGACGGUCCGUCGGCACCAGAGCACCGAGGCAGCCUAGCGGGCGAACUGGGCCGCGGUCCCACGGCGGUCCCGUGCGCUGUCAGGGCGAAUAACGGCGUCGAAAACACCUCCGAGUGACGCCUGAGUUGUUUUGUUCUGCCCGGGCCAGGGGAAGGACUGCUGUGUUUUUGUCAACGAGCUAGCCCAUAGUCUGCUAGCACUACUGUAAGUCUUCCUAAUAGUUCUAAUACUUGAGCGUUAUGUGACACUUUAAGACACGCUUGCGAGUUUUUUUUUUCUACAGACGGCCGGGGUGUUGAUGCAUUUGCGUGUACUGUGAUUAUUGCAACAUCGCCCGCAUUCCCCACUGACAGCCUUGUGCUGUAGCUAGCCUAGCCCAUCGAUGUCAGCUGACCGUUAGCCGCACAGAAUACACGCUAUCAUCUGGGCUAACCUGCUAAUAUUUCGCCCUGAAUUGGGUCGCGACAGGACUUCCACAUAUCUUGACAAUCAACACCAUGUCUUCACUGGAAGAGCGAGACAUGGGAGUCGCGGCCCCGGGCUCCUCCACGUCUGGAUUGGGGGUCGUGGCCGUGGGGGCAGCAUUGGAGGCUGUCGCGGGGGUUGCAGCAAUGCAGGAGGAGGUCGCGAUUCGACGAGACGGGCCCGAAACUGACCCCGACGAGCCACCCAAGAAAAGGGUGAGACUGCCCGAGGGAGAGGCAGGGAAGCUGGAGGAGAGAUUGUACUCUGUUUUGUGCUGCACCGUUUGCCUUGACUUGCCCAAGGCAUCUGUUUACCAGUGCACCAACGGGCACCUGAUGUGUGCUGGCUGUUUCAUUCACCUCCUGGCCGACUCUCGCCUUAAGGAGGAACAAGCCACAUGUCCCAACUGCAGGUGUGAGAUCAGUAAGAACCUGUGCUGCAGGAACCUGGCGGUGGAGAAGGCUGUGAGCGAGCUGCCCGCAGACUGCCCCUUCUGCCUCAAACAGUUCCCCCGCUCCACCCUGGAGAGACACCAGAAGGAGGAGUGUCAAGACAGGUGUGUGUGCCACACGGGUGUGAACUGCCUCACCUGCACACGCCCUUACCUGGUGACACUGUGCAAGUACAAGCGCAUCGGCUGCCCGUGGCAGGGCCCCUUCCACGAGCUCCCCGCCCACGAGGGCGAAUGCUGCCACCCCAACAAGACGGGCGCCGAGCUGAUGGGGGUCCUGGGGGAGAUGGACCAGAGCCACCGCAGAGACAUGCAGCUCUACAACAGCAUCUUCGGCCUGCUCUGCUACGAGAAGAUAGGCUUCACAGAGGUGCAGUUCAGGCCGUACCGGACGGACGACUUCAUCACGCGGCUGUACUACGAGACGCCGCGCUUCACCGUGCUCAACCAGACCUGGGUGCUGAAGGCGCGCGUCAACGACUCGGAGCGCAACCCCAACCUGUCCUGCAAGCGCACGCUGUCCUUCCAGCUGCUCCUCAAGAGCAAGGUGAACUCGCCGCUGGAGUGCUCCUUCCUGCUGCUGAAGGGGCCGUACGACGACGUGCGCAUCAAGCCCGUCAUCCACCACCACGCCUUCAGCAACGACACCAACGAGACCGAGUACGUCCUGCUGCCCAUCUCCGACUCGGUGGAGUGCAACAAGCUGCUGGCCGCCAAGAACAUCAACCUGCGCCUCUUCAUCUUCCAGAUCCAAAAAUAAUGAGGAGGACGAGGAGGGGGGGGGGGAGGCCUGAUUUUGAUGGUGAGGCGGGAAGGGAGGGAGGGAGGGAGGGAGGGAGGGUUGGAGGUGUUGGACGGGAGCGGGGAUGAGAAGGGGUAGGUGGAGGAGGGCGGUUGAGGAAAAGAAAGACACCACUGGACCACUGAUACCUCUGACCAUGCAUUCACGCACGCACACACACACACACGCACACACACACGCAGAUGCAUGUAGUCCUACACGACGCAAGGUACAUUACAUUUUUAUGCACAUGCUUACAUCCAACCAAAUACAGACACAUACAUACACAAACAAACAAUUAUUUACUUUUACCUCCUUUGACAUGAUGGUGCGACCCCCUGUUUGGGGGAAGUGCGAGGGUUGCUAUGGAGACCGGGCGGACAUGGGAUGGGGCGGGGGGGGAUGUUGACUCCAGAGACUGGGGCAUGCAGUUUGGGACAGAGGGGGUUACUGGGGAUACUGGUCUGUUAUCCAGAGCCUGGCUGAAGUGUGCCUGUGGACAUUCUCUGACUGCAGGCUGUCUUACCUUUAACCUACCCCCUCCCCCCACAGCCAAAGGUAGCACACACACACACUAACCAAAGCUGGACAUACCCACUGCAUUUGUGCAUGUGUGUGUGUCUGUUUAGAGAGAGCAUGAUUGAGGAAACAGACAGGGUUUGAAGUUAAGAUGAAAUGAAGCCCGAUCUGCGUGGUGGGCUUGUACAUUACUCCCCAUCACGAUGUCGCCUCCAUUUCUGGAAGCAGAGGAGCAUUUGAAUGUUGGUUAUUAUGUUGGUAGACAUACAUUAGCCUAGGUUAAGUUGUAUUUACAGUACUAAAACUCUUGAGUCCUCUCAAUAUGGAAAAGUAUGGCAAACAAAAUAAUCCAGUGAUGCAUUCUAAUGUACAAGCCCCAUUGUUCUGAAGAAAUGAAUGUGAAGCGGGAAAAAACUCUUGAACUCAUAUCUACACUGAUCAGUGUGUGUGUGUGUGUGUGUGUGUGUGUGUGUGUGUGUGUGUGUGUGUGUGUGUGUGUGUGUGUGUGUGUGUGUGUGUGUGUGUGUGUGUGUGUGUGUGUGUGUGUGUGUGUGUGUGUGUGUGUGCCUGCGGCUGUGCAUCUUUGUGUGCCCUGUAAGCAUUGUGCCCAUCUGUAGCCAUACAAUUCCAUUUUGUUUUGGCAAUAGCAGCCAUUUUGUAUGAACUAAGAUGGUGGCCCUUUCGUCCCCUACCCUACCAUGACCUUUCAACAGCAGGAUAGCAGGCCCCUCUGGCGGCAUUGGGGUAGUUCCUCCUUUACCUUUUUCCUUACAGUUGUGUUAGUUCUAUUUUAUCAUAAUAUGCUAACUUAAGUCAUUUUAUUUCUCUUUAACCUUAAAUAUUUAAAGUACCUGUGAACUACGCCUUUUAGUUUUUCUUAUAGUUUCUUUGAAGCGUGCUUGUGUUCUCCUGAAUGUGCGUGUGAAUGUGAGAGAGAGUGAGCGUGUACAAGUGUGUCUGUGCGUAUACAAAUCCUACAACUGUGAGAUUCCCAUUGGCUCCAGUCCACAUCCCACUGUACAUGAUUCCCUCUGCGAGCAGCGAGCCGUACCGGACGGACCGAGGAGUGACGAGGAGGCGUGGCGUGGCGGCCGUGGUGUUCUGGGCGCAGAACACGCAAUUCAGAUCCCCACCCCCCACCCAUGUUUUCUAACUUUGGACAUAUCGACCUCAUCUCCUCUGGAAACACAAUCACAGCCCUAAGCAGAGCAGCGGGCCGCUGGGGCCCGGUUCUGUGUGUCUUGGUAGUGUAUCAGUAAGGAUUGGGAUGGGUUCAAUUAGGAAGGUGACAUGUUAAUGUUAGAAUUACUUGAAUGAAAACAAGAAGAUUUUACUAAAGUAGAUUCUACUGUAAGGCAAAUCGCUCUCUCUCUCUCUCUUUCCUCCUGACCUCUCAUCUUUAUUUCUGUGUUCUAAUGCUUUUUCUCUAUGCCAAUGGACUCACUCAUCUCACUAUGGCUGUACAUGUGCCUUUUAUUAAAGAUCAUGGAAACUGCA